This is a messenger RNA of Lepisosteus oculatus (spotted gar), 1578 nucleotides long. RefSeq names its product SYF2 pre-mRNA-splicing factor (gene syf2). Gene Ontology annotation, cellular component: Prp19 complex; post-mRNA release spliceosomal complex; catalytic step 2 spliceosome. The record is from RefSeq and is a predicted model, not a curated record. Lineage: Eukaryota; Metazoa; Chordata; Actinopteri; Semionotiformes; Lepisosteidae.
GCUGCCUCUGGCCCUCGGGUAGAUGACCUCACUUCCUUUUGCAUCAGACACUUCCGUCAAGAUGGCGUCGGGCAUGGAGGUUGCUGUUGCAGACACAAAUGAGGAAUCCUCAGAAAGCACAGCAGCUCAGAAGAGAGAAGACAGGCUGCGAAAGUUCAGAGAGCUUCACUUCAAGAGGAAUGAAGCUCGCAAGCUCAACCAUCAGGAGGUUGUAGAAGAAGACAAGAGGCUUAAACUUCCUCCAAACUGGGAGGCUAAGAAAGCCAGACUGGAGUGGGAACUGAAUGAGAAUGAAAAGAAAAAGGAAUGUGCAGCAAGAGGAGAGGACUUUGAGAGAGCUAAGCUGUUGGAGAUCAGUGCCGACGAAGCAGAAAGAUGGGAAAGAAAAAAGAAGAAGAAGAAUCCAGAUCCAGGCUUCUCGGGUUAUGCUGAAGCACAGCUGCGGCAGUAUCAAAGACUCACCAAGCAGAUUAAGCCUGACAUGGAAAGCUAUGAAAAACAGCGGGAAGAAUGCGGCGAUGACUUCUUCCCAACAUCCAACAGCCUGCUGCACGGCACCCAUGUGCCGACUAAAGAAGGGAUGGACCGGAUGGUGGCUGAUGUCGAGAAACAGAUUGCGAAGAGGUCAAAAUACAGCAGGCGCCGGGCAUACAAUGAUGAUGCCGAUAUCGACUACAUCAAUGAGAGAAACGCCAAGUUCAACAAGAAAGCCGAGAGAUUCUAUGGAAAAUACACUGCUGAGAUCAAGCAAAACCUGGAAAGAGGCACUGCAGUUUAAUAUUGUGUGCAUACAUCCCAUGAAUUCAGUGCACAUGCAGAACCUUGAAGGUUUGGUUCAUUUGUUGUCAUCAGGGAUAGCAUUAUGUUGAGCAGGAGGAAACCCUUUUUCUGAAUGUGAAGGCGAACCAUGGGUUCGUUCUUUCCAAGUAUUAUACUGAUCCACACCAUUUAAAUAAGAGCUCACUUUCCUUGAACCACAAAGACCAAGCAUCACAAUAAGUAACAGAUGGGAAUGUUUCCGAAACGUAUGCAAAGUUUUUAAUCUUUGCAUGUAGGAACGAUGAAAGUUUAAGAAUUAAAGUUUUUUUUGCUGCCCUUUUUAAGUAGAAUGCUUUUUGUAAGUUAAAAUAUGUCACCGUGUAAUCUUUUGGAUGUAUCUUCUCAUUAUUCAAUCAUGUUUAUAGUUCAAUAAAAUGUUUUAACAAUUCCUUGUAAUUUUGUUGCUGGUAGUUGAUUUUACAGAUAUUAUUUCAUAACUUUUGGUCUUUAUAUAGUGAGGAAGAAUGGAAAAGAUGAUCAGCCUAUCACUGUUAGUUUUUUUUUUGCAUUACUAUCCUGAUGGUACAAGAUUUUCCAGUAAUGCUUGUGUUCACCUUCGAUCAGGAGGUUGUCAAUAGAUAUGGAACAUGACAUCUUUUGUUGACUUUUGGAUGGUUACUUCAUAUAUUUCUAACUAAACUGGAGAAAUAUGCAUGGAUUGUAAAACUUUAUCUUCUCAAUGAUCAGUCUUGUAAAUAGAAGAUGUUUUUCAAAAAUGUUCUAAUUUUCAUUUAUUGCUAUUAAAUGAUUUUUACAAAA